CCGGGAGAAGGCGCUCCGGUUGCCACCUCCUGUGUCCAGGCCUCGGCUCUCCUCAGCCUAUCCCCUCCCUCUCCCGGGUCUUCUUCUCCUUCAGUUUCGAAGCCGGUGGCGUCGCGGCCGCCCCGCCCGGCUCUCUGUGACCAGGCUCUCUGUGAGGAUGGUGGGAGUGAAGCCGGUCGGAAGCGACCCGGAUUUCCAGCCGGAGCUGAGCGGCGCGGGCUCCAGACUCACGGUGGUCAAGUUUACCAUGAGAGGAUGCGGACCAUGUUUGAGGAUUGCCCCGGCAUUCAGUUCUAUGAGUAAUAAAUAUCCUCAGGCGGUUUUCUUAGAAGUAGAUGUACAUCAGUGUCAGGGAACAGCUGCCACCAACAAUAUAUCAGCAACACCUACAUUUUUGUUUUUCCGAAACAAAGUGAAAAUUGAUCAGUAUCAAGGAGCAGAUGCUGUGGGACUAGAAGAAAAAAUCAAACAACACUUAGAAAAUGACCCUGGAAGCAAUGAAGACACAGAUAUUCCAAAAGGCUAUAUGGAUUUAAUGCCAUUUAUUAACAAAGCUGGUUGUGAGUGUCUUAAUGAAAGCGAUGAAAAUGGGUUUGACAACUGUUUACGAAAAGACCUCAGCUUCUUGGAAUCUGACUGUGAUGAACAGCUACUUAUUACUGUGGCAUUCAACCAACCUGUUAAGCUUUAUUCCAUGAAAUUUCAAGGACCAGAUAAUGGCCAGGGUCCUAAGUAUGUAAAAAUUUUUAUCAAUCUACCCCGAUCUAUGGAUUUUGAAGAGGCAGAAAGGAGUGAACCAACUCAAGCUCUGGAACUGACAGAGGAUGAUAUUAAAGAAGAUGGCAUCGUUCCACUUCGUUAUGUUAAGUUUCAGAAUGUUAACAGUGUAACUAUAUUUGUUCAGUCCAAUCAAGGUGAAGAAGAAACAACAAGAAUUUCAUAUUUUACUUUUAUUGGUACUCCAGUCCAGGCAACAAAUAUGAAUGACUUCAAACGAGUAGUUGGCAAAAAAGGAGAAAGCCACUAAGAUACAGAAGACACUGGAAGACCAUGUUGCAAUCAGAUCUACAGCUCCUGGAUAAUUGCUUGAUUCUCGCCAGAGACUGUCAAUGUUUCAUUCAUUGCCAUUACCAAUAAAUCAUUGCUUUUGUUCCGAUGAUAUCACUAGUGUUUCUAUUGUAAUCUUGACACAUGCAGUUGUAAAUAAAAGUCACUACUUUUGCCAAGCUUAA
Messenger RNA from Tupaia belangeri chinensis (Chinese tree shrew), 1232 nucleotides. RefSeq names its product thioredoxin like 1 (gene TXNL1). The record is from RefSeq and is a predicted model, not a curated record. The transcript is spliced from 8 exons. The coding region runs from base 158 to 1027 and encodes 289 amino acids. NCBI's taxonomy places the organism in Eukaryota, Metazoa, Chordata, Mammalia, Scandentia, Tupaiidae.